GGGAGUCGCCACCUGGGUUUUUCUGUUCGGCGGUGACGAAUGCAGCCAGGGCACGGACUGUUGGGAAGCGCGCGGCGGCCUCUUCUUUACCCUGGGGCCUUCAACUCCUGCGUUCUUCCCGUAGACCUGGGAGCGGGGAGAAACAAAACAUUGCUGUGCAGAGCCAGCUUCAUCUCACUCACUAAUUCAGCAUGGCGGAGAAGUCAGAAAACUGUAGGGUUCCAGCGGAUCUGUUCAAUGGUUUGAAAGUUUCAGAUCCCCAGGAAGCAGAGUGUGCAAGUCCUCCGGUUUCUUAUCCCAAAGACCACCAGCCCCAGGGCAAGCUGCUCAGGGAGGCUGAGGCCCAGCCCCAGGAGGACCAGGGAGAAGAGGAGCACUUCCAUGACUGCAGCACCUCAUUUGAGGAGGAACCAGGUGUGGACAAGGUUGAGAGCAAACCUGAUGAUGUGAAUUCCUCGGAGCUUGAUGAAGAAUACCUAAUAGAACUGGAAAAAAAUAUGCCAGAGGAAGAGAAACAGAAAAGAAGAGAAGAGAGCACUAGACUGAAGGAGGAAGGAAAUGAGCAGUUUAAGAAAGGAGAUUACGUAGAAGCGGAAAGUUCUUACAGUCAAGCCCUUCAGAUGUGUCCAUCCUGCUUCCAGAAAGACAGGUCUGUUCUGUUUUCAAAUAGAGCUGCUGCAAGGAUGAAACAGGACAAGAAAGAGAUGGCCAUCAGUGACUGCAGCAAAGCCAUUCAGUUAAACCCCAGCUACAUCAGGGCCCUGCUGAGGAGAGCAGAGUUGUAUGAGAACACUGACAAGCUAGAUGAAGCCCUGGAGGACUAUAAAUCCAUACUAGAAAAAGACCCGUCAGUACACCAAGCAAGAGAAGCUUGUAUGAGAUUACCUAAGCAAAUUGAAGAACGAAAUGAAAGACUAAAGGAAGAAAUGUUAGGAAAACUAAAAGACCUUGGGAACUUGGUUCUCCGACCUUUUGGACUCUCCACAGAAAAUUUCCAGAUCAAACAGGAUUCUUCUACUGGCUCCUACUCCAUCAAUUUUGUUCAAAAUCCAAAUAAUAACAGAUAACAAAGAUAACAGUAGCUUUCAAAGCUGGCUAGUAAAUUGUGUGCGGCUUGCUGUUAGCAAGAGGAAAGGCUCUGCCAGUGUUUAACUUCUAAAAGCAUCUUAUCUCAAACAUAGGCACCCCCGUCCGGCCCAGCGCCCCCUUCCCGCCCGUUUCAUGAUCAGGGAGAAGUGCAUUUCCUGACGUGAUGAGCCUGAUUCACUUCCCACUGUAAGGCGGUGUCUCUGCAGCUGUCGCCCUCGGCCCUGCUGGCCUUUGUUUUGUCCAAGAGGCAGCCUGUCAGGGCUGACCUCCCUGAGCCAAACGGCCACAGAAGCCCAGGCACGGCCUCUCGGGGCCCGAGCAGACCUGCUGGUCGGAGACCGCCCGGCCGGGGCUGGGGGCCCCGCCUGCCGUCCCUGCUCCCUGGUCGCGCACACUGCCGGCUGCUGUGCGCGGGCUCCUGACCGACCCUGUGGUAAUAAACGCUUCCUGUCAUGGUCUGAGCUGGGUUGUGAGUUUUGUCCCCGCGAGCGCAGCGGAAGCAGGCUCCUCUGGCUGUGGGAGCAGCGCUGCUUCCCGGCAGUGCUCCUGAGGGGGCCGGGAGCCCCAAACCCGCCCAAAGUCUUUGUCGCCGCCUGGAAGGUGACCUCGAAGAGAUGACUGUUCUGCCGUGCACUAGAAUUCAGAAUCCACCUCAGCAGCUCUGGGCCUCGCCAGGUUUGCACAGAGAGAUACUCGUGAAAUCACUUUUUUUCUGACCGAGCAUCUAUUGUAA
Messenger RNA from Pteronotus mesoamericanus, 1822 nucleotides. RefSeq names its product tetratricopeptide repeat domain 1 (gene TTC1). The transcript has 8 exons. Lineage: Eukaryota; Metazoa; Chordata; Mammalia; Chiroptera; Mormoopidae. The record is from RefSeq and is a predicted model, not a curated record. Gene Ontology annotation, molecular function: protein binding. The coding region runs from base 192 to 1067 and encodes 291 amino acids.